Molecule: messenger RNA, 2380 nt
Organism: Cottoperca gobio
Lineage: Eukaryota; Metazoa; Chordata; Actinopteri; Perciformes; Bovichtidae
Gene: sema6bb
Product: sema domain, transmembrane domain (TM), and cytoplasmic domain, (semaphorin) 6Bb
Exons: 17
Coding region: 674-2380 (568 amino acids)
Biological process (GO): positive regulation of cell migration; axon guidance; semaphorin-plexin signaling pathway
Cellular component (GO): plasma membrane
Molecular function (GO): chemorepellent activity; semaphorin receptor binding
Source: RefSeq, a predicted model, not a curated record
ACAGAGGGACAGUAUUUUCUUUCAGUGAGACCCGAGGUGGAAAAUACGCAGCAAUGACAGAGCAGCAGUCGUGCGCAGCGGCAAAAUAGACCAACUAUUUGUGGGGACGGGAGAUUGAUAACACCACUGGGCGAGCAACGAGAGCGGCAGAUGUAAUUUCCAAACGGUCCAGCUGGUUUGGUGCCAGUGGUGUGUUGGAUGGGUUAUUAUUGCGUUCUCCCUUUUCAUCAUCCACUGCUUCCAGCGUUUCCAGAUUACUUGGGGAUCUCGGACGGCUGUCUGUGAGGGAGUAUUGGUGCAGAGACUAACGGGGAAUGCCAUGUGUCGUUGCGCGACAUAGACGCUCUUUGUGGGCUGUUUUGCACCGGGGACAGGUGGUGCCGUGUGUGUGUGUAUGUUGAAAUUAGCAGGGGGCACGGACACACAACCCCUGAGACAGUUGUCUUAGGGAUGUCAGGCCGGCGUACGGGAUCAGCUUUUGCCAGAGACAGGUGCGACAGGGAGGAGUAGUUUACAAAGCCCUACACAGGAUCUGGUAACGCACUAACAAGCCUCCUCUCGCCUCUGAUCACUCGGAUUUUUUUGUAUCCAGCGGGACUGACAAUCGACUCAUACUGCCGUUUCUCGGCGGCACCUUUCCACAGAUAAACAGAGACUUCGCCGUUGUGUUGCUAUGGCGACCAUGGCCCCUCCCUUCUUCCUGCUGUGUUGGCUGCUCCGAGCGGCCAGCUCGGCGUUCCCAGAGGAACCGUUGCCCCUCAACUUCAUCCCCACUGAAGUGGUGAGAAGACACCCGGUGUUUCUGGGCCGACCCCACCGAACAUGGCUGAGACAAGAGCCUCUGCACAUCCAGAGGAUCCUCCAAGUCAAUCGGACACUCUACAUUGGAGCCAGAGAUGACCUUUUCCGCGUGGAGUUGGACAUCGUUGCAGGAGAAGAGAUGUUCUACAGCAAGAAAAGGACGUGGGAGUCGAACAAGAAUGACAUCCGGAUCUGCAGGAUGAAGGGCAAGCACGAGGAUGAAUGUCGUAAUUUCAUGAAGGUGCUGCUCAGCAGACAAGGAGGCCUGUUUGUGUGUGGGACCAACGCCUUCAACCCACUAUGUGCCAACUAUACUGGAGACACUCUGGAGAUGGUAGGAGACACAGUCAGUGGUAUGGCGAGAUGUCCCUAUGACCCCAAGCACGCCAAUGUAGCUCGGUUUGCAGAGGGAAAUCUGUUUACAGCCACAGUGACAGACUUCCUGGCCAUUGAUGCGGUGAUCUACCGAAGCCUUGGGGACAGUCUCGCUCUGCGCACCGUCAAGCACGACUCCAAGUGGUUCAGAGAGCCGUAUUUUGUAAGCGCUGUGGAGUGGGGACCUCACAUCUACUUCUUCUUCAGAGAGAUAGCCAUGGAGUUCAAUUACCUGGAGAAGGUGAUGGUGUCACGUGUGGCGCGGGUGUGCAAACGCGAUCUGGGAGGGUCUCAGCGCGUCCUGGAGAAGCAGUGGACGUCGUUCCUGAAGGCCCGUCUGAACUGCUCCGUCCCCGGUGAUUCCCACUUCUACUUUAACCUGCUCCACUCCACCAGCCCCGUCAUCAGGAUGCACGGCAGGGACAUAAUCCUGGGGGUGUUCUCCACACCGGCUAACAGUAUCCCAGGCUCGGCGGUGUGUGCCUUCGACAUGGAGCAGCUGGGUGCGGUGUUUGAAGGGAGGUUCAAGGAGCAGAAGUCACCUGAGUCUAUUUGGACACCUGUUCCAGAUGAAGUCAUCCCGAAGCCAAGACCCGGUGGCUGUGCUGUUCAAGGUUCCAGGUUUAAUUCCUCAAACUCCUUCCCUGAUGAGAUGCUCAACUUUGUCAAGACCCAUCCGCUGAUGGAUGAAGCCGUCCCAUCACUGGGACAAAGACCCUGGAUUGUCAGAACCAUGGUCAGGUACCAGCUGAAUAAGAUUGUGGUGGAUACAGAAGCCGGGCCUUAUAGAAACCAGACCGUCGUGUUCCUCGGGUCGAGCAGAGGGUCCAUCCUCAAGUUCCUCAUCAUGCCCAACCAGGACAACUCGGUCACCAACAGCAACAUCUUCCUGGAGGAACUGGAGGGAUUCAACCCUGAUAAGUGCGCUGAAGACUCUCUGCAGGCCAGGCAGCUGUUGUCUCUGACUCUGGACCGGGCGAGCCACACUCUGCUCCUCGCCUUCCCCUCCUGUGUGGUCAGAGUACCGGUGGCUCGAUGCCAGCUCUACUCCCGAUGCAUGAAGAACUGCAUCGCCUCGAGGGAUCCUUACUGUGGCUGGACCAGAGGAAGCACCUGCUCUUUCCUCCGACCUGGCACCAGACUGCCAUUCGAGCAAGAUGUCGAACAGGGAAACGUGGCGCACUUGGGUGACUGUGACGGGUAA